Antrostomus carolinensis (chuck-will's-widow) is the source of this 715-nucleotide messenger RNA. RefSeq names its product beta/gamma crystallin domain-containing protein 3. NCBI's taxonomy places the organism in Eukaryota, Metazoa, Chordata, Aves, Caprimulgiformes, Caprimulgidae. The annotation marks the transcript as partial. Gene Ontology annotation, biological process: lens development in camera-type eye; visual perception. The record is from RefSeq and is a predicted model, not a curated record. Gene Ontology annotation, molecular function: structural constituent of eye lens. The transcript is spliced from 5 exons.
GUUUUUGCUGAGCCCUCCAUCAGUCUGUUCGCUCUGGAAUGCUGCAAGGGCAGAGAGCUGCACUUCAGUGAACCCAUCAAUUCUGUUUUGAAUGAGGACCUUCAUUUUUACACUCAGUCUGUAUGGGUGAGAAGUGGAUUGUGGAUUGCAUAUGAAGGAUGUAAUUUUUUAGGAAGGCAGAUUCUGCUGGAGCCCAGUGAGAUUUCCAACUGGAAUGAACACAGUGGCUGGAAACUAAUUGGCUCCCUUCGUCCUGUGAAGCAGCCAGCAGUGUACCUCAGAGUGAAGAACCGAGCCCAAGGUAAAUACCUGACAGUGGCUGGAAGCCUGGCAGAUAUAAGAGCGACCUCAGUGUGUGCGUCCCCGUACAACGGCAAGAACACCCAGAUCUGGCACUACUGUCGGGGACUCUUCAAAUCCAAGGCUAAUAAUGCCUGUCUGGAUGUCAUUGGUGGCAGAGAUGUGCCUGGGGCCAAAGUCGCGCUCUGGGCAGAACAUGGGAAGGACAGGCAGAAGUGGAGACUCAAUGAGGAUGGAACCAUCAGUUCAUACCUCAGUGACCAAGCAGUGCUUGAUAUUAAAGGAGGAAAUUAUUAUGACAAGAAUCAUAUCAUUAUGAAUCAGCCAACAGAAGACAAACAUUCACAAAAAUGGGAUAUUGAAAUACUGUGAGUACAACCCCACCACACAGAUGGACUUUGUGUGGGUUAUUAAC